AUGGCUGGUGGAGGCAACGUGUCUGAUGAGAAGACAACAGAGACCCUGAUCAAGAUGGUAAUUGAGGAAGAGCCGCAAGACAUAAUAGAAGUAAAGAAUGAGCAGAAGAAAUCGGUUGUGAAGAAGGUGUUCGCAUUGGUCCGCAAAAUUGGUGACAAACUGAAGGAUGACAAGGAGAUCCAAGAUGAGAUAAAGGGGAUUGCACAAAACUUCCAGCAGGGCGGAGUUGAAGAUGCCAACCAGAUGUUAUAUGAGAUGUUUAAGGAGAUAUUUCAGGAUGGCAUCACCUGGGAGAAGAUUGUUAUUUCACUUUAUGUUGGUGGCAAGGUGGCAGGCAGAAUAGGCAUAAUGAAGGCUGUGUGUCAGUCAGUGAAGCUGGUCCUGAAUUGGAUUGUGGACUUUUUCAGUAAUAAUGUCCUGGGCUGGAUUCGGGAACAAGGAGGAUGGAUCUGCUGUUGUGUUCAGUCAGAGGAGGACUCCAGCACCGAGGAGGACUCCAGCACCGAGGAGGCCUUGUAA
Molecule: messenger RNA, 519 nt
Organism: Pleuronectes platessa (European plaice)
Lineage: Eukaryota; Metazoa; Chordata; Actinopteri; Pleuronectiformes; Pleuronectidae
Product: apoptosis regulator BAX
Exons: 1
Coding region: 1-519 (172 amino acids)
Biological process (GO): release of cytochrome c from mitochondria; intrinsic apoptotic signaling pathway in response to DNA damage; extrinsic apoptotic signaling pathway in absence of ligand
Cellular component (GO): mitochondrial outer membrane
Molecular function (GO): channel activity; protein heterodimerization activity; protein homodimerization activity
Source: RefSeq, a predicted model, not a curated record